UGGAGAGAGUAGGGCGUUGAAGGGUACAAAACAGAGAGGAGCACGCCUGGUGUCCAGGCCCUUCGUUUGAGGUCGGGGCCUCUGCUGCAGGGAGGCAAUGGCGAUGGAGGUGCAGCAGCUCUAGACGGGCUCCGCUCAUGGCGCCUCCCGUUGCUACUGCAGCUGCUGCGCCAGCCCAGCCCCGUCCUCGCUCCCCCGUUGAACAUGCCGAUGCUGCACCCAUUCCUGUGGUGAAGGCACCUGCGUCGUCGACGACGACGAUGAAGGAGCAGAAUCAGCUUCACCAGGACCGCAGGGAUGGCGCGCCUCUCUCCGCUUAUUCCAUGAUUGCCUCUGGCAUGGGUACCCCGCCCAUUGAUGUGGUCAAAUUCCGCCGCACGCAUUCGACGGCUUCUGCCUACGGCGGCUUACCUCCUCAGAUCUUAGAUUAUAGACGUGGCAAGAAUGACCGGAAGGUUCCUCUUCUCAGUCGAUCUUUAUCGGGGUCGAAGCUGAAUGCAGGAGCUCCUGAAUUUGUUCCGAAGGGACUGCAGAUAGCUUUUUCUACGUCUUUACCGGCACCAAGGCGUGCUCAAGAAUUAGGGUUGAGUGCCCCGUCUUUGGUUCUUUCUCCAUCGUCUGUGAUUCCAGUGCUUGUAACUCCACCGUCUGGCGUUAUCCAUGCCGUGCCGGCGGUUGCCGUUGCCAAGGUUGAGGAACAUGUCGCAGAGUCUCGACCUAGUGUUGAUCGGGUUCUCGCAAAAGAUGGCACAGGUUGCUCCGAUGUUACGGUGGCAGUGGAGCAUAGUGAGGAGUGCGACCAGACUCAGGCAGCUUCAACCUCUGUGUCACAGCCUGUUAAACCAAUCGUCACGGAGGAGCUGAAGGAUAAAAUAUUGAAGCAAGUGGAGUACUACUUUAGUGAUGCGAACCUCUCAACAGACACCUACCUCAUGAAGUUUGUGAAGAAGGAUGCAGAGGGCUUUGUCCCAAUUCCUGUGGUGGCGUCAUUCAGGAAGAUCAAGAACCUGAUGAAGAAUCACGGAGUUGUGGCAGCUGCGUUGCGAAAGUCGACUCGGUUGGUUCUAAGCGAGGAUGGGAAAAAGGUCCGGCGAGCUCUCCCACUUCCAGAUGUUGAUUCAGAGGAAGUGCAGGCACGCACUGUCGUAGCUGAGAACUUGCCUGAGGAGCACUCCAUUGAAAGCAUGGAACAGUUGUUUGGUAAAGUGGGCACUGUCAAGUUGGUUCGGAUCUGUUCACCAGAUGCUGCCAUUGGGACCCAUGGAGCUGGAGGGAGGCAUACGAAGAGUGACAUGCUAGUUAGCAAUAAGUUGCACGCAUUGGUGGAAUACGAGACCGUGGAGCUUGCUGAGAAAGCUGUGACUGAGCUGACAGAUGAGAGAAACUGGAGAAGUGGACUACGUGUUCGUUUGCUGCUGAAACGUCAGUUUCAGAACAAACAAAAUUACCAGCAGGCCCCUCAUCAGAGGACGCGCAAACCAAGUAUGGACGGCAUCGAUCUCGUGAUGGAUGAUGAAGACGGUGACAAGGCAGAGAAGGACGCCGACAGAUCUCGCGACAAGGCUGGUGGGGAAUCAACAUGCCACAACCAUCACGCAGAUCGUGGCGACGAGGUUAUGGGUGAGGGCGGAGAUCAUGUGAACAAGAAGGGAAGAGGUCGAGGCCGAGGUGGGAGAACGGGUGGAGGUGGUCGGGGUCGCGGUCAGCAGUUUUACAACACGCACGUGGGGACACCACCUCGGGACGGUUUACAUGUGGUGAGCGAGAUGAUAGGAAAGCCGCCGCCAGGACCUCGCAUGCCGGAUGGGACACGAGGGUUCGCGAUAGGCAGGGGCAGGAUGGUGAGCGCGAUGAGCAGCUGUGAAGAGCGUGGCGUAGCAGUGUAGGUGGUGAAUGUGGAUGUAGGUAUUGGAAAGUGGAGCAGUGUGGCUCCGAGGGAAUAUGAUGUGAUUAUGGUGAA
Molecule: messenger RNA, 1960 nt
Organism: Physcomitrium patens
Lineage: Eukaryota; Viridiplantae; Streptophyta; Bryopsida; Funariales; Funariaceae
Product: la-related protein 6A
Biological process (GO): RNA processing
Cellular component (GO): ribonucleoprotein complex; nucleus
Molecular function (GO): mRNA binding
Source: RefSeq, a predicted model, not a curated record